AUGGCUCCCAGGACGGUGCUGAUCACCGGCUGCUCCUCCGGUAUCGGGCUGGCGCUGGCCGUGCGGCUGGCCAGGGACAAGCAGCGCCGCUUCCGAGUGAUCGCCACCAUGAGGAACACGGGCAGGAGCGGGGCGCUGGCGGCGGCCGCGGGGCCGGCGCUGGGUCGGACGCUGGAGAUCAAGCAGCUGGAUGUGUGCGAUGAAAGCUCCAUCCGCGCCUGCCUCGACAGCAUCCCCGGGCGCCACAUCGAUAUCCUGGUCAGCAAUGCCGGGGUGGGCAUGGCGGGACCCCUGGAGUGCCAGAGCCUGGCGGCCAUGCAGAACCUCAUGGACACCAACUUCUUCGGCCUCGUCCGCCUGGUCAAGGAGGUGCUGCCCGACAUGAAGCGGCGCCGCGGGGGUCACAUCGUCGUCAUCAGCAGCAUCAUGGGCCUGCAGGGCAUCGUUUUCAAUGACAUCUACUCAGCCUCCAAGUUCGCGGUGGAGGGUUUCUGCGAGAGCCUGGUGGUGCAGGCGCUGCGCUUCAACGUGGCGAUCAGCCUGGUGGAGCCGGGGCCGGUGAUGACGGAAUUCGAGAUGAAGUUGUACGAGGAAGCCGAACGCGCCGACUACUCACGGACCGACCCCGAGACGGCCGAAAUCUUCACUAAUGUCUACCUGAAGAACUCCAGGGAUGUGUUCACCAGCCUGGGCCAGACCCCUGAGGACAUCGCAGAGCACACCCUGCGGGUGAUCGAGGCGGCGCGGCCGCCGUUCCGGCACCAGACCAACGUGGCGUACACGCCGAUGGCUGCGCUCAAACACGCCGACCCCAGCGGCGCCCUCAUCACCGACGCCUUCUACAAGCUGGUGUUCAAGUACGACGCCGUGCUGCGCUUCGGCCUCCGCGCCAUCCGCCUGCUCCGCUGGAACGCGCAGAAGGUCAAGGCGGGCGUGCGGCUCCUGGGCUUUAAAUAA
Messenger RNA from Lonchura striata (white-rumped munia), 957 nucleotides. RefSeq names its product retinol dehydrogenase 8. The record is from RefSeq and is a predicted model, not a curated record. Gene Ontology annotation, biological process: estrogen biosynthetic process. Lineage: Eukaryota; Metazoa; Chordata; Aves; Passeriformes; Estrildidae. Gene Ontology annotation, cellular component: cytoplasm; cytosol. Gene Ontology annotation, molecular function: estradiol 17-beta-dehydrogenase [NAD(P)+] activity.